Molecule: messenger RNA, 3043 nt
Organism: Closterium sp. NIES-67
Lineage: Eukaryota; Viridiplantae; Streptophyta; Zygnematophyceae; Desmidiales; Closteriaceae
Source: the annotation of a GenBank genome assembly
UGAGCCCAACGCAGAGACCAGCACUAUUUGAGCCCAACGCAGAGACCAGCACUAUUUGAACCCAACGCAGAGGGCAGCCAGUCACGCUUGUUCCGCUCUAGUCAUUCCUUGAGCCCUGAGGGCAGAGGGCGAACGUCUUCAAAGAAUUCCCUCGAGCCUUGAGCCUCGAGCCUCGAGCAUUGAGCAUUGAGUACCAUUCAAUCGCGCCUCACCUCGUCUCGCUGCUGUCAAAGCGUCACUGUAACUCCCCAUUUCCAUCAUUAAUCUCCACCGUCAAAUACGAUUCCAACAGACCUCACUAUGGGCUGCUUCGGUUUCAGCUCUCGUGACGUCUCUCCGGAACGCCCUGAUUCGCCCCACCCUCCCCAGCCUUCCCGCAUCAGCAAAUCGACGCCCGGCGCUGCAUCCACAUGCAAAUCCCCGGUGGCUCGAAAGCAGCGCGGAAGCUUCCUCUCUCGCUCCGAGUCUGCGCCCCUGUCCAAGCUGCGCGCGCGCAGCCUCUCUGCGGCGAACAGCCCACGCUCCGCGCCAUCCACUCCGCCAGCGCACCCGCCCAAGGACAGCGCCGCGUCUGGCGCCGCUUUUGGCGGGAAGCCGCAGCUGCUGCCGAGCCCUAAGGGGAUUCCUCCCAGCGGCGCCGCGGCCGCUGCUGCCGUUGCUACGUCUACUAGCAGCUCUAACGCGUCGCAGAGCCCUCGCAGCCGGAAAAAGGCGUCGGCGGCGGCAUCCCGGCGACAGUCGAGCUGGCUCCGCCCUGCCACGUCAGGGGGGUCGAGUUCCACGUGCAGCCCUGCCAGCUCAUCCAGCAUCACGUCUUCGCCGUCGAUUUCGGCUGAGAUCAACGGAGGAGCGGCAGAGACGGCGGGCCGUCAGAUCGUGAAAAGUAACAGCGCUGCUGCAGCCGAAGCGAUCCGUAAAGUCAUACCCGUUACAGGUGAUGCCGCUGUCAGCCCUGACAAUCAGCUGGAAAAAUCCAAGUCGUUACCAGAACUGGCGAAUUCGCCAAUCAUGUCAGGCAUUCACCAACGCGCCGGCGUCUUGAUGCCCAUCUGCGAACCCUCGAGCGAAUUUUCGCCACGCUCCAAUUCGCAUCGCGAGUUUUUAUCAACGCCAUGCGAGUUUCGCGAGCCCUUACCUGGUUACCAGGCCACAGACGACGGCCUGCCUGGGCGGACAAUGGCAGGCCCAAUCCCCUUCACAUAUGCGCAGGUGGAAGAAUUGACGAACAAUUUCGCUAUCGAGGGAUUUCUUGGCGAGGGCGGGUUCGGGUCUGUUUUCAAGGGCUACCUCCCCACACGCAGCGGGCGGAAAAUUCCAGUGGCCGUGAAAGUGCUCGACACGUGCGGGCACCAGGGGGAGAGGGAAUGGCUGACUGAGGUUAGCUUCCUCGGACUCCUGGAACACCCGAAUCUCGUCCAUCUGGUUGGGUACUGCGCCGAGGCAGAUCAACGGCUGUUAGUGUACGAGUUCCUUCCCCGCGGCUCCCUCGAGUUUCUGCUUUUCGGGGAGGAGGCGGAGGCCGAUCCGCUGACGUGGCAUCAGCGGCUGAAGAUCGCGUAUGGCGCGGCCAAGGGGUUGGCGUAUCUGCACGAGGAAGCGGAGCAUCAGGUGAUAUAUCGCGACUUCAAGACGUCGAAUAUUCUACUAACGAACGAGCUCGAUGUGAAGUUAUCGGAUUUCGGAAUGGCGAGAGAAGGGCCCGAUGGGGAGAAGACACACGUCUCCACGCGCGUGGUGGGGACCGUAGGGUACGCGGCGCCCGAGUACGUGCUAACGGGGCACCUUACAACGAAGAGCGACGUGUACGGCUUCGGCGUCGUGCUGCUGGAGCUGAUGACUGGGAGGCUGGCGCUGGAUAAAGACAGACCGCGCGAGGAGCAGAGUCUGGUCGAAUGGGCAUCCCCCUUCCUUUCCGCGCCCUCCACGCUCUACCGCAUAAUGGACCCCACCCUCCGCGGGCGGUACUCCGCUCGCGGCGCACAAAUGGUGGCGGCGAUCGUCAAAGAGUGCCUGCUGAAAAAAGCUAAGCGCCGCCCAAAAAUGUCCGAGGUGGUUGCGGCGCUCGGCCCAGUGCUAGAUCUGCAUGACAUGGCCGGAUUUUGCACUGAAGAUAUGAGGGGCGGGAUGGGCGGGCAAGUAAGUGCUUCUAUCGGGGGGUUUGGCAGCACUGCGAAUAAUCCAACCACGCCACGGCAAUUCCGACGCAGUGAAAGCGCGGGAACUAUCGAGGAGGGCGCGUCCAGAAGGAGGGCAAUCUCCGCCUCUCCGAAUGCGAACGCCGAUAUGAACACUAGCGAAGCUGUGCGAAUUGUUCUAAACGCGGAUGGCGACUGUCACCAGCUGCCACAGGCUUGUGGUGCGGCAUCGAGAGCCUCUGGUAACCAGCAGCCUCGUCAGCCCAGCCCCCGCCGUGCAAGCCCGAAGGAAGCGAUCUCGCCAAGCGUCGUGGCCAGCCCGUGGAGCGCGGCAAGGCCAAGGAGUCUGCCAGCCGUUUGACAUGGCAGUUUCCAGGGGCCUUAUUUGCGGAGCUGGGAAUGUGGAAAAUAGGGGGAAAGGGGGGCGGGGGUUAUGGAAGGGAUAGCUAGGAACAGGGGGAGCUCCAGCGGUUGUGAUCUCAUCGCGAGCCGAAAUCAGGUACACUUGUUCUCCUAUUUAGCCCCACGGUUUUUGCACGCGGCUCGAUCCUGUAAGCAGGAAAUUGUAAAGCACGGGCAAACGGGACUUUGAAGGGGAAAUCCCACAGUAGGCAAUGACACCUGGUUACAAAAUCUCGCUCAUGCACUGGAUUGGUUGCCUGGGCAACAAUCCAGCUCUGAAACUCGCAAUUGUCGAAAUACAACUUGGUAGUUCGUUAUCGUUCAGACUGCAGCCAAUCAGGUUCAGUGUCAACGCGAGUCAUGCUGAGAACCUGGUAGGUGAGAUUGCAAUUUGGACUGUUCGGGGUGGGACCAUAGAGGGGAAAAGGUGUAUGCGGUGUUCUUGUCCUGUAAUUCUAAUAUUACUUCUAUUUUUUGCUGGAACGCUCAGCUUUGGCUAAAAUGGG